AUGCAACUUCUUUCUGCACAUGGAAAAUGCAUCCCUAACUUCAAGUGUGACACCCAGUACAAUCCUGUAGCAGUCAUUGGGGGCCCUAGCUCUGAUGUUGGUGUUGACAUGGCAGCAAACCUGUGCAUUUACAAGAUUCCCCAGCUUACCUAUGGUGCUACUCCAGAAAUUAAUGAUGUAACUGCAGCUGUUUUCUUCCACCGGAUGUUUCCAAAUGAAAACCAUCAAUAUAGGGGAAUCCUCCAGUUGCUGCUGUUUUUUAGCUGGACGUGGAUUGGAGUGAUUUGCUCUCAGGAUGAUGAGACUGGAGAAAGAUUUGUAAAUGUCAUACUUCCCCUCUUUUCCCUGAAUGGGAUCUGCUUUGACUUCAUAGUAAGAUUCCCCAACCUAUCCUUUUCCAGUGGGAUUCCAAAAAUGAAGGAUAAGGUGAACGAGGCUGAGAAAGUCAUAAUAGAAAGCACUGCCAAUGUGUUUGUCUUGCAUGGUGAUGUUAAGAAUAUUAUCAUGUUGACAACACUACUUCACAUAUUUGAAUUGAAUAUACCAGUGAAGUUAAGUGGUCAAGUCUUUAUUAUGGUAGCCCAGAUGGACUUCUCAUCAGUUGGACAUCAAAGUAGAUGGAACGUAAACUUCAUUGAUGGCUCUUUAUCCUUUGCAGUUCAUUCCCAAGAGUUGUUAGGAUUCCAGAAAUUCCUUCAGAUGAGAAAUCCAGUUAUAGACUCAGAAGAUGGCUUUAUCAGGGAUGUCUGGCAAUAUGCAUUCAAAUGCAUUCUCCCCGACUCUGAUAUAGGUGAUCAAGAUAUGGAAGCAUGCACUGGAAACGAGAAGCAGGAGAGUCUUUCUGAGCCUCUUUUUGACCCAAACGUGAGUGGCAACAGCUAUAGCAUUUACAAUGCUGUCUAUGCUUUGGCCCAUGCUUUGCAUGCCAUGCAUUCAUCCCAAGUUAAACACAGACCAAUGGUGGGUGAAGGUAACUGGAAGCUUCUGAAUCACCAUCCAUGGCAGAUCCACCAGUAUCUCAGGAGAAUUUCAUUUAACAACAGUGUGAAUGAAGAAGUUUAUUUUGACCAAAAUGGGGAAAUAGGAGCUGGAUUUGAUAUUAUAAACUGGAUUGUAUUCCCCAACCAGUCCUUUCUUAAAGUCAAAAUUGGAAGGAUAGAUCCACAGGCUUCUCCUGAUAAAGUGUUCAACAUUUGUGAAGAUUCUAUUGUGUGGUCUAAGAGUUUCAACCAGGUAGGGUCUAUGUGUCUUUUGGGGUGCAUUGAACCAUUGAAUAUUCAAAAAAAUAUGUCUCUGCUACCAAAUAUCGCCCACAAAAGUAAUCAUUGCAAAAUUGGGUCCAGCCCAUUCAAAACAAUGUUUUCAACUCAAAUCUACAUCUCUCAAAACAUUGAAUUAGUUUACAGUGGUACCUCGGUACCCCUUUCUACAUGUAAUGACAAUUGCCAUUUGGGCUAUCGUAAGACCAAGAAAGAAGGUGAACAAUUUUGCUGCUAUGAUUGCCUCCCGUGUCCAGAAGGAAAGAUCUCCAAUGAAAAGGACAUGGCAGACUGCUUUCUAUGUCCAGAAGGACAAUAUCCAAAUAUCAACAAAGAUUCCUGCAUUCCCAAAAGUAUUAGCUUCUUGUCUUAUGAAGAACCUUUGGGGACCAGUUUGGCCAUUCUGGCACUUUCCUUUUCUUCCAUUACAACUUUGGUGCUUUGGGUCUUCAUUCAGCAUAAGGACACUCCCAUAGUCAAAGCCAACAACCGGGACCUCACCUACACUCUCCUCAUCUCCCUCCUGCUCUGUUUCCUUUGCCCUCUGUUUUUCAUUGGGCAACCUCAGACGGUGAUGUGUCUCCUUCGACAAACCAUGUUUGGUGUCAUCUUCUCAGUUGCUGUCUCUUCUGUUUUGGCCAAAACCAUCAUAGUGUUUCUGGCUUUCAUGGCCACCAAGCCUGGGUCCAGGAUGAGGAAGUGGGUGGGCAAUAGACUGGCUUUUUCCAUUGUUCUUUCCUGCACUCUUAAUCAAGCCACAAUAUGCAGUGUAUGGCUUGCAACCUCUCCUCCAUUCCCAGAAUCUGACAUGAACUCCAUGCCUGAAGAAAUUAUAGUGGAAUGCAAUGAAGGGUCUGUUACCAUGUUUUACUCCAUCCUGGGUUGCAUGGGUGUACUUGCCUUUGUCAGCUUCACUGUGGCUUUCCUAGCCAGGAAAUUGCCAGACAGUUUCAAUGAAGCCAAGUUCAUCACCUUCAGCAUGUUGGUCUUCUGCAGUGUUUGGCUGUCCUUCAUUCCAACCUACUUGAGCACAAAGGGAAAAUACAUGGUGGCAGUUGAGAUCUUCUCCAUCUUGACCUCCAGUGCUGGCUUACUGGGCUGCAUCUUUUCCCCCAAAUGUUAUAUCAUUAUUCUGAGGCCUGAGCUGAACAACAAAGAUAUGUUAAUAAGAAGAAAGUAG
Podarcis muralis (Common wall lizard) is the source of this 2439-nucleotide messenger RNA. Lineage: Eukaryota; Metazoa; Chordata; Lepidosauria; Squamata; Lacertidae. The record is from RefSeq and is a predicted model, not a curated record.